UUUUAUUCCCUCCCACUCUGAUGGAUUAUUUUUUUUACCUCAGAGUGGAAGUAUUGAAACAACAAACUGCUGACUUCUGCAGUACUUACGCAGCGAACAGCAAAUCGAAGGGGUGCAACAGGGGAUACGAAAGCGAUAGGCUUCAGUCAGUCCUCACAGUUAUAACCUCCAGCCAUGGAUCCCUCUCUGGUAGGUACAAUCGGGGGUUUCUUCAACACGCUGUAUGAGAUGGGCUUCACAGAGACUCAGAUACAGGCUGCUGUGAAGGCCGGUCACUUCAGCAUCCCUGCAGCGGCCGAGUGGUUGCUACAGGGCAGAGAUAAAAGAUGCAAACUUGGGAAGCAGCCCUCCCAGCCACUCGGGACAGCAAUCUCUGCAUUUAACCCUCCGAAAAACCAAGAAAUGCAGAGCAGUGCAAGCACGUCCCAACAGGCAGGCACAGCCAGAGAGGGAGCAUGGAACACAGAAAACCAAGGCACUGAUAAGCCCUCUUCCUCUGAGCCUCCACCAUUGGGCUCCAGGAUCAAGCAGGGUAAGAAAGGCUUUGAUGACCAGCUGAGGGACCAAGUGGCCCAGGAGGUGCAGGCUGAGAAGAGGAUGAAAAAGAAGGAGCACGAGCUUGUCCUAAAGAGAAUCGCAGAUGAUCGUAGAAGCUUGCAGGAGAAAUCUCAGCCCAGCGGGCAUUCUGAUACUUCUGUUCAGCAAGGGCAGAGGUUAGGGGGCAAGGUCCAGACUUCCACGGACAACCACUGCAUCCUCAUGCUCCGCCUGCCGUCAGGAGAGUCAAUGCGGGAGCGCUUCCCAGCUGAGGCCUCGCUGCGGAGUGUCAUGCAGCACAUCUCUGAGCGCUACCCCUCACUGUCCAGCUUCUCCCUGGUCCAGGGCUUCCCAAGGAAGAGAUUCGGAGAGGCUGAGCUGGCCUGUUCCCUGCGGGCCCUGGGUCUGACCCCCAACGCGGCCCUGUGCAUCCAGAACACCCCCCUAGAACCUGUAGAGACCCCCGCAGAGACCCCCGAAGCAAGCAGCCCAAACGACCCUGAAGACCCCCCCGGACCCCCCCGUCCCCCUGCCAUGAGCCACAGUUGGGGACCAGGGGAAUAUCUGAGGGGCACGGGGGCAGGGAGUGAGCCAGAAGAAGGGCUAAAUCAGGAGGCAGAGGAGCUGCCACCCUCACCACCCCAGCCCCCAGCGCUGCCAUCCCCCCUUCUGGAGGCGGCCAUAGUGAAUGCUGGAAUACACAGUGGCUGGCAGCCACUGUCGAUGCAGUCUCACCGCUGGGGGAAAGGUCAGAAGUUGGUCCCGGGUGAUGUGGAGGAGGGCUCGAGCUCUGAAGAUGAAGAGGAGCACUCGGAGGAAGACAGUGGAGACGAAGAACUAUUCAUGCCUGGUUUGCCACGGCUGCCAUUCAUUCCAGGGAACAGACAGGGUGCAGUGUUUGUACCUCAGUACCACUGGCCAGACCAAGGAAACCGACUGAGGGAAGGUGCGGAGGAGGGUGCAGGGCAGGGACGGGAGCUGCCGGUGGCGGCAGCUCAGGCGGCUGUGGAGCGCCUCCAGCGGGCGGAACUGCAGGAAGACCCCCAGGGCAGCUCGGGCCAGCCUUCCCCACCGAAGAGACCCUUUAGAACACCCAACGUGCCUUCACUCUGCUGCAUGUCCACCCGCGCCACUGCCGCCCUCAUGACCACCCCCAGUAUGCAGUACACCAGCAGCCUGGCCUGCCUCACCCCUGAGCUGGCUGAACACAUGCUGGCCCACAUGGCGCGGGAGAGGCUGCUCCGCCCACGCACCCUUGAACUCUUCUUCGGCUGCCAGGUCCAGAAGUUUGCCCUUAACUGCUACCCGUACACCACCAAUGAGCUGCUCAGACAACUGCGUGCCUUCCAGACCUUGAAACACCUCAGCCUUGUCUCCUCCUCACUAAUAACAGAUUCAGGUCUGACAGUCUUGGCCAGCCUCCAGAAACUGCAGCACCUCAACCUGGCAGCCUGUUCCAAGCUCACUGAUAACUGCCUGCAGUACAUCAAAGAGCUAAAAAGUCUCUCCUUCUUGUCGCUGGACCAGACCAAAGUAAGCGACUCGGGGAUGGUGAUGUUCCUGGAAUCUGCCCCCUCGUCACUCAUUCAGCUCUGUCUGAAUCAGACAGGCAUUACCGAGAAGACCCUGGCCUUGCUGCCCUCCAGUGUUCCUCAACUCAAGCUGCUCAGUAUCAAACAGACCAAGAUUUGUGACGUGUCUCCCCUGAAGGAGCUGAGGUGCCUGCACACACUGCACCUCGACAGCACCUGCGUGUCUGAGAACUCGCUGCAGCACCUGGCGGCCCAUCCUGCACUGUCCUCGCUCAGCCUAGCAGGGAUCCCUGUCGCCAACGGCAACCAUGUCCUCCAGAUCAUCUCAGGUUUAAGGCUGAAUCACCUGACCCUCCCUGGGCGGCAGUCUGUGACGGACAGCGGUCUGGAGUUCCUGUCACGGCUGGUGCUACUCGCAGAGCUGGACCUGACAGACUACACGCAGGUCACAGACCAGGGCGCCCGUCACCUCGCCGGCAUGACCAGGUUGAAGAAGCUGUCCCUCAGUAACACUCUGGUGACGGACGAAGGCCUGGUAUCCCUGCAGAGUCUCCAGGAGCUGGUGGAGUUGUGCCUGGACCGGACCACUGUCACCAGCAAAGGGGUGGCCCGCUGCAUCACCUGCCUGCCACAACUCCAGGUGCUGGGGCUGGCCAGUACGCAGGUGGGAGAUAAUGUGGUUCGACUGGGGCUGGUCCACUGUAAACAGCUGCUGAAGAUCAACCUGAGCCGCACCCGUAUCACCGACAAAGGUCUGAAGUACCUCCGUCCAAUGAGACUGAAUCAAGUGAACCUGGACAACACUGGCGUUACCCUCUCAGGAAUAGCCAAUCUGAUUUCUUCCUGCCCUGACAUCAUCAAUAUCCGGGCGAGCAAUCUACGGGCCCUUCCACAUGACGAGGUCUCCGAUGAGGAAGCCGCUUCCUGAGGGGUCAGGGGGUCACAGGAAGUAGACUGGCGACAGGGCCUCAGACAGCCAUGUGUGAUGUUGCCUGUCUGGGACAUAAAAAUUGGCUGGUCCUGCUCUAACAAUUAACUUGUAAAAUGGACACCUUUUGAAAGGGCCAGCACAUGGAGACUUGCAGUGCACUAACUGGUUUGGUUGUGAAUGGCAAGCAGGAGUAUCCAGUGUCCAGUAUCUGGGUAGGCACUGUAGUAUCUAUGGGAACAAGCCACUAAUACCAGCCCCUUGUGUUUUUUUGCUUUCAUAAUCCUUGCUUGGCCUAGAGAGCUUGACGUACAGCGUUUGUAUGGGCUCACAGUUUGAAAGAGCCAUGCUGGUACAGUGCAGCAUCUAUAGAGAACCCUGCUUGCUCACAAUCAUAACUAUAGAGCCCGGGAGGGGACAUGAGAGAAAAUAUAUAUAUCUCGUGGCCACUGAGUUAUCUUACUGUAAGCCAUGCACACGAGUCAUGGGUAUCUUGAGGCCACGAAAUAGUAAGACGUAUAUUUUUCUCUCAUGUCCCCUCCCGGGCUGCAUUCAUAACGGCGACCUUUUCAUGCUUUCAUAAAAGUACAGUAUAUAGGCAGAGGGAAAUCCAUCAGUUCAUUCAUAUUUACGGCUUAAACCCUAAAGGUAGACAUUUUGUACAGCAGAACAACAUUCAUCAUCUGUUUUAAUAACCAAGAUUUUGUUUUUACUAUCGAUAAUCAAACAGGAGGUGGUAUAGACUGAUUCUUAAGCCAGAUCUUUGACAGAUUAGGACCAGCAGGAUUGCUAGCAUUGUUAACGGUCCAGUUACACUGAAUACAAACCAGUCACCAUUGCAGAAAGAGACAGCUUUUGUAUAUACUGUUUGAAAAUGCACUAUACAGUACUAUUAUACUUGUACCACUUAAUUCUAAUUCUAAUAACUGUAGUAUAUUUAAAUGGGAUUGUUUACAUAGCAUAGUUGACAUCCAAUAGUCAAAUGCUGGAAUUGUUUAUUCUUAUUUAAGAAAACAAAAUUCUGACGUUUCUGGACACCCCUACUAAUUAUUUUAUAUAUAUAUAUAUAUAUAUAUAUAUAUAUAUAUAUAUAUAUAUAUAUAUAUAUAUAUAUAUAUAUAUAUAAAAUAAUUUAAAUAGUCAGUUUACACAGCUAUGUUUGAAUUUCAUUAUACAUUUUUAACCCCACAUUCUGUUUGAAUAUAAUUAACUAAAGUAUAUUGGCUUUUCUAACUGCAGAAAAUACAGUACUUGUAAAUUAUUAUAAUAGAGUUUCUACAUAAUGUUUUCCUUUUGUGAUGUAUUCUCCAUAUAUUGUUAAAAAGAGGAAGUUUAAAUGGGUUGGUAAUGUAAACCUCAGAAACAAGCAUCUCUAAACACACAAAAAGUGACCUGGCAACAGCACAAGUUUGAACUUAACAUUUCAGUCAAAUACCUUGUUUCCACAUGUGUUUCUUAGUCCAAGUUAAGGCAUUAAACAGUAGAAAGUUGGUUAAAUUAAUGACCAUACCAGAAAUAUCAGUGUGGAAAUCAAAGCUUUAGCAAGCUAUUGAGAAACACAAAAUAGUGUUUUUAUAAUAAAACUUUGAAUUAACGGUU
Messenger RNA from Acipenser ruthenus (sterlet), 4596 nucleotides. RefSeq lists its product as uncharacterized. The coding region runs from base 175 to 2997 and encodes 940 amino acids. Lineage: Eukaryota; Metazoa; Chordata; Actinopteri; Acipenseriformes; Acipenseridae. The record is from RefSeq and is a predicted model, not a curated record. Gene Ontology annotation, molecular function: protein binding. The transcript is spliced from 17 exons.